This is a messenger RNA of Nelumbo nucifera (sacred lotus), 1341 nucleotides long. Lineage: Eukaryota; Viridiplantae; Streptophyta; Magnoliopsida; Proteales; Nelumbonaceae. The record is from RefSeq and is a predicted model, not a curated record.
GAGUUAAACCUUGGUUCCGGUUUCAGAUGGAAAUUUUAUAAGUUAUCCUAAACUUUGACCUUAUUUACAUUUUUGUUUCGGUUGUAUCUUCUCCAAUUUAGUUAAUCCAGUUAAAUCAUUUGGUCCCCUACUUGGAGUUCCGUCUUUCCUUUUACAGUAAGCUUUCCUGCCUGGCAUUACUGAAUUAUUCAUUAUCUCUCAUAAUUGCAGAUGAAGAGCUAGAAACCAUCAAUUGUAGGUCAGGCCAAUAUUUCCUAUACUAGACACUGCUCAUCCAGCAAAAAACGAGUUCUUGAUCUUCAUUUUAUGAUCAAACAUGAAAGCAUCAAAUUGUGAAUUUGAAGCAGAGGCAGUGUCUGAAGAUGAAUCCGACAUCAGCAGUCAAGUUGCUUCCAAUAUCUCCAUCCAUGGAGCUUCUCCAGAACCUUCCAAGGACACCACCAUUUCCACCUGCCUCACAAAUCUCAUGAAGCUUGAACCUAAUAUGAGGCCCAUUUCCCUCAAUUUAAGCCUUAGCUUCAAAAAUAGUGAUAGUGAUAUGGGGGGCACAAAAGAGUCAGUGGGGCUCUCACUAUCGAGCACCAGUGAGAGUAGCAGUGAAGUUGCUCCUCACACUCCAUCGACCUCCUUCCCUAGAGUUUUCUCUUGCAACUAUUGUCAACGCAAGUUCUUCAGCUCACAGGCUUUGGGUGGGCACCAGAAUGCACACAAGAGGGAGAGGACACUAGCAAAGAGAGCCUUGCGGAUGGGAAUCUUCUCAGAGAGGUAUGCCAGCCUGGCAUCCCUUCCCCUACAUGGGUCAGCAUUCCGGUCCCUUGGGAUCAAAGCUCACUCAAUGCACCAUGGCAUUGCAGCACCAGAGAGGCCCCCUGAGAUUAAAACUGGUGCCAGGUUUGAACACAGCUACUUUGGGCCACCGAUGCUCUUGGAAGAUGAUGACGCAGAGCUGUUUUGGCCUGGGAGUUUUCAACAAGUGCCUGAGGGAAUUGGUUCCCAUCCAGGUUUUGAAUUGGCAGGAAGCUCAUCUUUUAAUUUCGUAGCAGUGGCUCCAGCACCAGAAGCAGAUUCAUCCCCACCAGAUCUUACACUGAGACUUUAAGAGGUUCCUUUCUUUUUACAUACAAUUAUUGCAGCAUUGUUCUCUCUGUACAGUGAGAUGUGCAUGAGCUAUGUGUGCAUGCUUUUUCUUCAUCUCUGGAUGAUGUUUUAUUAUAUGUUGUCAUCACUGUAUAAGAGUUCCUGAGGGGAAAUUUCAGUGUCUGUGAUUGUUAUUAUACUGAUCAAUGCUGUUUGUGUGGUGGAGAUAUGCAAUCAUCUUAAUGCCCAUAAUGUGCUUUAUCA